CCUCUAGACCCCUCUAGAUCCCUGCACUUCCUUAGCCAAUCGAUAGCAGCUGAACAUUUACUCAAUGAGGAUUCAAGCCUGUAGGUGGCAUCUAGUAAGCGUAUUGAACUGAACUGAACCCGUUGCCGGUAAAGGCGCAAUCAUAAGAAGGGCAACGAUCCUUCAAGUAGCAGGACUGUAUCACUCCUUCAAGUCAUUCACAAGCUGCCAAAAUCAAAUGUGCUGGAGCCCUCAGUUGAUACACUGAUUUAGCUUGUCUGCUGGAACCAGAAAUCAUCACCAGUCUUCCGUGAUGUGCUUCAUUGAAGACCCGGCUCCGGUGUACUUCUCCAAAUGCAGGCAUACCGUCCCCAUCCCUGAACAGCCAACACCUCGGAUGUGCGCCGAAGCGCAACAGCGAUCACCCCCAUCAUGGUGUCCUGAUCCUCCAAGGUCUACUUCCAAGGCAUCAAGCACGAACCGUAUAUAUCUCUGUCCAAAUUGCCGACUGAAAUGAUGGUUCUGUGUAUAAUUUUGGUGUACUGGGUUUGGUGGUGCAGAUACAGGCUCGGCGUCGAUACGCGUGCUGUUCAAAGUGUUGUUACAAGGAAUAAUUGCGAGAGUGAGCAGUUCGAAAUCUUGUUUAUACCGUCUAACCUCUCAACGAGACGGUUCUUCGCCAGCUUAGUAAGGAAACUCAGCGUACGCUGGUUGCAGAUGCAGCACCUGUGCCAUACCAUUUUCUAUUUCUACUAGGACUCUCGGACUAGACCAUAAUGCGUAAGGCUUCAGAAAAAUGAUCGCCUGGAUGUGUGACCGAAGCACA
Aspergillus welwitschiae is the source of this 805-nucleotide messenger RNA. RefSeq lists its product as uncharacterized. The coding region runs from base 493 to 735 and encodes 80 amino acids. Lineage: Eukaryota; Fungi; Ascomycota; Eurotiomycetes; Eurotiales; Aspergillaceae. The transcript is spliced from 2 exons. The record is from RefSeq and is a predicted model, not a curated record.